This is a messenger RNA of Lathyrus oleraceus (garden pea), 471 nucleotides long. Its product is annotated as secreted RxLR effector protein 161-like. The record is from RefSeq and is a predicted model, not a curated record. The coding region runs from base 1 to 471 and encodes 156 amino acids. The transcript has a single exon. Lineage: Eukaryota; Viridiplantae; Streptophyta; Magnoliopsida; Fabales; Fabaceae.
AUGUUGGAUAAGUUCAAACACUUGCACUUUAAGGAAGCAAACACUCAAUUUGAUCCUAGUGUCAAACUUCAAAAGAACAAUGGAAGAAUUGUAGCACAAUUAGAACAUGCAAGUGCAAUUGGAUGUCUAAUGUAUUUAGUGCAAUGCACCAGACCUGACAUAGCAUUUGUAGUUAGUAAGAUGAGUAGAUUUACUAGAAAUCCAAAUGCUAAACAUUGGAAGGCCAUAACUAGGAUUUUCGGUUACCUCUUAAAGACUAAAAAUCUUGGCCUUCAUUAUGGUAGGUUUCAUGCCAUACUAGAAGGAUAUAUCGAUGUGAUAUGUAUAUCGAGUGUUGGAGAUCAUAAAUCUACUACUUGGUGGAUAUUUAAAUUAGCUGGAGGUGCGAUUACUUGGAAGAGCAAGAAACAAACAUGUAUUUCUCUUUCAACCAUGGAAUUAGAGUUUAUGGCUCUUGCUUUCGCUGGUUAA